AUGGAGUACUCUAAGAAAGUGUUGGAUGAUCUUGCUUCUCUUGCUAAUUUGAAGAAGCUGAAGGACGAACAAGAAUUGCUAAAACCUGAUUUGCUAUCUUCGUUGAAACGAAAGCUUGAUGCAGAGGAGAACAUCCUUGCUAAAGAAGAUGAAAACAUAGCGAAAGAAAUUUUCUCCAAGAAAAGGGAAGAAGUGCAUAGAAUCAGUGAUGAAGAAUUUGAAAAUUCACAUAAGAAGAUGGAUAAUAUGCAUGUUGGGGUGUGGGCACUACAGGAUCUACACAGGGCGUUGAAUUACUCGGAGGCGCUUCGAGGAUGGAACGGGAGUGAUCCUUGUGAGGAGUCUUGGACGGGUGUUGCUUGUUCUGAGUCGUCGGUUAUAAGCAUAAACAUUCAAGGGUUAGACCUCACUGGGAGUCUAUGCAGGCUUUAUAAUCUCCGAAAUUUGAAACAGCUGGAUGUCAGUUCUAAUAACAUAGUGGGCGAAAUGCCGUUUGGUUUACCCCCCAAUGUCACACAUAUGAAUUUAAGCCACAAUUUCUUAAUUGGACCCAUUGGUGACGUAUUUACUGGCUUAGAUAAUCUCAAAGAAAUGGACAUUUCGUACAAUAACUUCUCAGGAGAUCUACCAAGAUCAUUUGGUUCCUUGACAAACCUUGCCAGACUGUUCUUGCAUAGUAACAAAUUCACUGGAUCAGUUGCCUACCUGGCCGAACUCCCACUUACAGAUUUGAACAUUCAAGAUAAUCUGUUCAGUGGCCUUCUUCCACGUCAUUUUCAGCACAUAAAAAAUUUAUGGAUUGCUGGGAAUGAAUUCCAUGCAGCGGACAACUCUCCUCCAUGGCCUGCUCCAUCGGAGACAUUAUCCGUUGAACAUAAUAUUAGUCACCCACCCACAACUAAUGCAAAUGCCAUCAAGAACUAUGCUCCUCCGGUAGUAAGUGAGCACAAGCCUAAGAAGAAAAAAUUAGGUCCUGGAGGAAUUGCUCUUAUAGUUGGUGGAGGAACACUAGUGGCUGCAGGUCUGGCACUACUUGUUGCAAUCCGUUUGAACAAACUGCAUCCUCAAAGCCAGAACUUGAAUUACUCAGAAAGCAAGGAUAUCUCUUUGCAUUCUCAUCCAACCAGUGCAAGCAUAGAGGUCUCUUCUGCUGAACUAGACGACAUGCCACUACUCCCACCUGUUAAUGUUGCAUCUCUUUUGGGUCCAAUGAGAUUUCCUUUCGUGCGCCAUAGCAAUGUGGAGGAAACAUCAAGAAGAAGUUUUUCCAAAAGAGGCAGAUCCACUGGAAGGACGAAAAUUUAUACCAUAGCAGAGCUUCAGCUGGCUACUAACUUCUUUAAUGAAGGCAACCUUCUGGGAGAGGGAUCUCUUGGUCCCGUUUACAAAGCUGUAUUUCCUGAGGGCAAAAAUUUGGCGGUGAAGAUCAUAAACAUGGCGGGUCUGUCUUACAGAGAAGAGGAAAAGUUCAUGGAUGUCAUUUGCACGGCUUCCAAACUGAAGCACCCCAAUAUCGUAGCACUCAAUGGUUACUGUUUUGAGCACGGAGAGCAUCUUCUUGUUUACGAUUACUUUGGACAUUUAACUCUAAAUGAUGCCCUUCACAGUGGAGCAAGUGAACCACUAGCGUGGUUCCAACGUCUCCGGAUUGCUUUAGGUGUUGCUCAGGCUCUGGACUAUUUGCACUCGGCGUGCUGCCCUCCUGUCCCCCAUGGUAACUUGAAGGCUGCCAAUGUUCUACUGGAUGAAAAUUUGACGCCUCGUGUUGGUGACUGUAGCUUGGCUAUUUUGAGACCAUUCAUGAAGAGCAAUCAAGUUAAAUUUCCAGCUACUGAGACUACAACUGCAGACAGAGGCUAUGUUCCAGCUGACCUCAGCAGAAGGAGAGAUGUAUUUGCCUUUGGGGUAUUGCUUCUGGAAUUGUUAACAGGAAGGAAACCUUUCGAUAGUGCCAGGCCAAGGGAAGAGCAAAAUCUGGCGAAAUGGGUUUCCCACAGGCUUCGUGAUAACAUGGGCUUGGAACAGAUAGUGGAUCCCAGUAUCAAAACAACAUUGUCAUCCAAGGCUCUUUCUGGUUAUACUGAUAUCAUCUCCCUCUGUAUGCAGCCUUCAAAACAACUUCGUCCCCCAAUGUCUGAAGUUGUGAGCUCUCUUAUAUCUUUUGGCCAAGAGUUCAACUUUGCAAAGAGUGGUGUAGCAGAUGGUGCUGAUCUAUUUGAGAAGUCUUCUUUCUGUUCAGCCAACACAGGCUUUGUAAAUUCGCCAACAUCCAGCCACCUAUCAGCCUGAUGUACAACAUCUGUGUGUAACAUAGAAGUCAACUGGGAAAUUUGCAGUUAAUGUCAGUUCCAGCAUUUUUCUCUGUAAAUAGCCAUCGGUGCAGUCCUGCUACAAAACAUCUGCACGAGAAAUACGAGUUUUUUUUAAAUUGUCAGCAUUUUUCGUUGGUUAGAAAUACAUGAGUUUUUUUUUUUUAAAUAGUCCCACUACACGAGAUUGCUUGUGUCACCUGUGGAAGGA
Molecule: messenger RNA, 2520 nt
Organism: Medicago truncatula (barrel medic)
Lineage: Eukaryota; Viridiplantae; Streptophyta; Magnoliopsida; Fabales; Fabaceae
Product: protein STRUBBELIG-RECEPTOR FAMILY 2
Exons: 18
Coding region: 1-2289 (762 amino acids)
Biological process (GO): protein phosphorylation
Molecular function (GO): protein kinase activity; ATP binding; protein binding
Source: RefSeq, a predicted model, not a curated record